This is a messenger RNA of Schistocerca piceifrons (Central American locust), 9624 nucleotides long. Its product is annotated as trichohyalin-like. The coding region runs from base 1 to 9624 and encodes 3207 amino acids. NCBI's taxonomy places the organism in Eukaryota, Metazoa, Arthropoda, Insecta, Orthoptera, Acrididae. The transcript is spliced from 5 exons. The record is from RefSeq and is a predicted model, not a curated record.
AUGCAUCAGCUCCGAGCAGGAGGCAACUUAAUCCGUUACACAUGGGAUGAAGAUUUCAUCACAGCGAAGGCCAGGUACACAGCGAGCAGUGACACCUGCACACUGACUACCACCGUUGCUUGGGUGCAAAUUGCUGCCCAUGCAGUGAUAGGCAAUGAGCCAGCCACACCAGCCGCAACUGUUGCUGAUGUGAUAGGCAGCAGCGACAUCGGUCUCAACCGCGCCAAACCUGUGCGCGACAGCCGAGCAGAAGCACAAAAAUUAGGUGGGACAAAUCCGGCUGAAGGCAACGAGAAGAAGGCAACGAGAAGAAGGCAACGAGAAGAAGGCAACGAGAAGAAGGCAACGAGAAGAAGGCAACGAGAAGAAGGCAACGAGAAGAAGGCAACGAGAAGAAGGCAACGAGAAGAAGGCAACGAGAAGAAGGCAACGAGAAGAAGGCAACGAGAAGAAGGCAACGAGAAGAAGGCAACGAGAAGAAGGCAACGAGAAGAAGGCAACGAGAAGAAGGCAACGAGAAGAAGGCAACGAGAAGAAGGCAACGAGAAGAAGGCAACGAGAAGAAGGCAACGAGAAGAAGGCAACGAGAAGAAGGCAACGAGAAGAAGGCAACGAGAAGAAGGCAACGAGAAGAAGGCAACGAGAAGAAGGCAACGAGAAGAAGGCAACGAGAAGAAGGCAACGAGAAGAAGGCAACGAGAAGAAGGCAACGAGAAGAAGGCAACGAGAAGAAGGCAACGAGAAGAAGGCAACGAGAAGAAGGCAACGAGAAGAAGGCAACGAGAAGAAGGCAACGAGAAGAAGGCAACGAGAAGAAGGCAACGAGAAGAAGGCAACGAGAAGAAGGCAACGAGAAGAAGGCAACGAGAAGAAGGCAACGAGAAGAAGGCAACGAGAAGAAGGCAACGAGAAGAAGGCAACGAGAAGAAGGCAACGAGAAGAAGGCAACGAGAAGAAGGCAACGAGAAGAAGGCAACGAGAAGAAGGCAACGAGAAGAAGGCAACGAGAAGAAGGCAACGAGAAGAAGGCAACGAGAAGAAGGCAACGAGAAGAAGGCAACGAGAAGAAGGCAACGAGAAGAAGGCAACGAGAAGAAGGCAACGAGAAGAAGGCAACGAGAAGAAGGCAACGAGAAGAAGGCAACGAGAAGAAGGCAACGAGAAGAAGGCAACGAGAAGAAGGCAACGAGAAGAAGGCAACGAGAAGAAGGCAACGAGAAGAAGGCAACGAGAAGAAGGCAACGAGAAGAAGGCAACGAGAAGAAGGCAACGAGAAGAAGGCAACGAGAAGAAGGCAACGAGAAGAAGGCAACGAGAAGAAGGCAACGAGAAGAAGGCAACGAGAAGAAGGCAACGAGAAGAAGGCAACGAGAAGAAGGCAACGAGAAGAAGGCAACGAGAAGAAGGCAACGAGAAGAAGGCAACGAGAAGAAGGCAACGAGAAGAAGGCAACGAGAAGAAGGCAACGAGAAGAAGGCAACGAGAAGAAGGCAACGAGAAGAAGGCAACGAGAAGAAGGCAACGAGAAGAAGGCAACGGGAAGAAGGCAACGGGAAGAAGGCAACGGGAAGAAGGCAACGGGAAGAAGGCAACGGGAAGAAGGCAACGGGAAGAAGGCAACGGGAAGAAGGCAACGGGAAGAAGGCAACGGGAAGAAGGCAACGGGAAGAAGGCAACGGGAAGAAGGCAACGGGAAGAAGGCAACGGGAAGAAGGCAACGGGAAGAAGGCAACGGGAAGAAGGCAACGGGAAGAAGGCAACGGGAAGAAGGCAACGGGAAGAAGGCAACGGGAAGAAGGCAACGGGAAGAAGGCAACGGGAAGAAGGCAACGGGAAGAAGGCAACGGGAAGAAGGCAACGGGAAGAAGGCAACGGGAAGAAGGCAACGGGAAGAAGGCAACGGGAAGAAGGCAACGGGAAGAAGGCAACGAGGAAGAAGGCAACGGAGAAGAAGGCAACGGGAAGAAGGCAACGGAAGAAGGCAACGGGAAGAACGGCAACGAGAAGAAGGCAACGAGAAGAAGGCAACGAGAAGAAGGCAACGAGAAGAGGCAACGAGAAGAAGGCAACGAGAAGAAGGCAACGAGAAGAAGGCAACGAGAAGAAGGCAACGAGAAGAAGGCAACGAGAAGAAGGCAACGAGAAGAAGGCAACGAGAAGAAGGCAACGAGAAGAAGGCAACGAGAAGAAGGCAACGAGAAGAAGGCAACGAGAAGAAGGCAACGAGAAGAAGGCAACGAGAAGAAGGCAACGAGAAGAAGCAACGAGAAGAAGGCAACGAGAAGAAGGCAACGAGAAGAAGCAACGAGAAGAAGGCAACGAGAAGAAGGCAACGAGAAGAAGGCAACGAGAAGAAGGCAACGAGAAGAAGGCAACGAGAAGAAGGCAACGAGAAGAAGGCAACGAGAAGAAGGCAACGAGAAGAAGGCAACGAGAAGAAGGCAACGAGAAGAAGGCAACGAGAAGAAGGCAACGAGAAGAAGGCAACGAGAAGAAGGCAACGAGAAGAAGGCAACGAGAAGAAGGCAACGAGAAGAAGGCAACGAGAAGAAGGCAACGAGAAGAAGGCAACGAGAAGAAGGCAACGAGAAGAAGGCAACGAGAAGAAGGCAACGAGAAGAAGCAACGAGAAGAAGGCAACGAGAAGAAGGCAACGAGAAGAAGGCAACGAGAAGAAGGCAACGAGAAGAAGGCAACGAGAAGAAGGCAACGAGAAGAGGCAACGAGAAGAAGGCAACGAGAAGAAGGCAACGAGAAGAAGGCAACGAGAAGAAGGCAACGAGAGAAGGCAACGAGAAGAAGGCAACGAGAAGAAGGCAACGAGAGAAGGCAACGAGAAGAAGGCAACGAGAAGAAGGCAACGAGAAGAAGGCAACGAGAAGAAGGCAACGAGAAGAAGGCAACGAGAAAGAAGGCAACGAGAAGAAGGCAACGAGAAGAAGGCAACGAGAAGAAGGCAACGAGAAGAAGGCAACGAGAAGAAGGCAACGAGAAGAAGGCAACGAGAAGAAGGCAACGAGAAGAAGGCAACGAGAAGAAGGCAACGAGAAGAAGGCAACGAGAAGAAGGCAACGAGAAGAAGGCAACGAGAAGAAGGCAACGAGAAGAAGGCAACGAGAAGAAGGCAACGAGAAGAAGGCAACGAGAAGAAGGCAACGAGAAGAAGGCAACGAGAAGAAGGCAACGAGAAGAAGGCAACGAGAAGAAGGCAACGAGAAGAAGGCAACGAGAAGAAGGCAACGAGAAGAAGGCAACGAGAAGAAGGCAACGAGAAGAAGGCAACGAGAAGAAGGCAACGAGAAGAAGGCAACGAGAAGAAGGCAACGAGAAGAAGGCAACGAGAAGAAGGCAACGAGAAGAAGGCAACGAGAAGAAGCAACGAGAAGAAGGCAACGAGAAGAAGGCAACGAGAAGAAGGCAACGAGAAGAAGGCAACGAGAAGAAGGCAACGAGAAGAAGGCAACGAGAAGAAGGCAACGAGAAGAAGGCAACGAGAAGAAGGCAACGAGAAGAAGGCAACGAGAAGAAGGCAACGAGAAGAAGGCAACGAGAAGAAGGCAACGAGAAGAAGGCAACGAGAAGAAGGCAACGAGAAGAAGGCAACGAGAAGAAGGCAACGAGAAGAAGGCAACGAGAAGAAGGCAACGAGAAGAAGGCAACGAGAAGAAGGCAACGAGAAGAAGGCAACGAGAAGAAGGCAACGAGAAGAAGGCAACGAGAAGAAGGCAACGAGAAGAAGGCAACGAGAAGAAGGCAACGAGAAGAAGGCAACGAGAAGAAGGCAACGAGAAGAAGGCAACGAGAAGAAGGCAACGAGAAGAAGGCAACGAGAAGAAGGCAACGAGAAGAAGGCAACGAGAAGAAGGCAACGAGAAGAAGGCAACGAGAAGAAGGCAACGAGAAGAAGGCAACGAGAAGAAGGCAACGAGAAGAAGGCAACGAGAAGAAGGCAACGAGAAGAAGGCAACGAGAAGAAGGCAACGAAGAAGGCAACGAGAAGAAGGCAACGAGAAAGCAACGAGAAGAAGGCAACGAGAAGAAGGCAACGAGAAGAAGGCAACGAGAAGAAGGCAACGAGAAGAAGGCAACGAGAAGAAGGCAACGAGAAGAAGGCAACGAGAAGAAGGCAACGAGAAGAAGGCAACGAGAAGAAGGCAACGAGAAGAAGGCAACGAGAAGAAGGCAACGAGAAGAAGGCAACGAGAAGAAGGCAACGAGAAGAAGGCAACGAGAAGAAGGCAACGAGAAGAAGGCAACGAGAAGAAGGCAACGAGAAGAAGGCAACGAGAAGAAGGCAACGAGAAGAAGGCAACGAGAAGAAGGCAACGAGAAGAAGGCAACGAGAAGAAGGCAACGAGAAGAAGGCAACGAGAAGAAGGCAACGAGAAGAAGGCAACGAGAAGAAGGCAACGAGAAGAAGGCAACGAGAAGAAGGCAACGAGAAGAAGGCAACGAGAAGAAGGCAACGAGAAGAAGGGCAACGAGAAGAAGGCAACGAGAAGAAGGGCAACGGAGAAGAAGGCAACGAGAAGAAGGCAACGAGAAGAAGGCAACGAGAAGAAGCAACGAGAAGAAGGCAACGGGAAGAAGGCAACGAGAAGAAGGGCAACGGGGAAGAAGGCAACGGGAAGAAGGCAACGGGAAGAAGGCAACGGGAAGAAGGCAACGGGAAGAAGGCAACGGAAGAAGGCAACGGGCAACGGGAAGAAGGCAACGGGAAGAAGGCAACGGGAAGAAGGCAACGGGAAGAAGGCAACGGGAAGAAGGCAACGGGAAGAAGGCAACGGGAAGAAGGCAACGGGAAGAAGGCAACGGGAAGAAGGCAACGGGAAGAAGGCAACGGGAAGAAGGCAACGGGAAGAAGGCAACGGGAAGAAGGCAACGGGAAGAAGGCAACGGGAAGAAGGCAACGAGAAGAAGGCAACGAGAAGAAGGCAACGAGAAGAAGGCAACGAGAAGAAGGCAACGAGAAGAAGGCAACGAGAAGAAGGCAACGAGAAGAAGGCAACGAGAAGAAGGCAACGAGAAGAAGGCAACGAGAAGAAGGCAACGAGAAGAAGGCAACGAGAAGAAGGCAACGAGAAGAAGGCAACGAGAAGAAGGCAACGAGAAGAAGGCAACGAGAAGAAGGCAACGAGAAGAAGGCAACGAGAAGAAGGCAACGAGAAGAAGGCAACGAGAAGAAGGCAACGAGAAGAAGGCAACGAGAAGAAGGCAACGAGAAGAAGGCAACGAGAAGAAGGCAACGAGAAGAAGGCAACGAGAAGAAGGCAACGAGAAGAAGGCAACGAGAAGAAGGCAACGAGAAGAAGGCAACGAGAAGAAGGCAACGAGAAGAAGGCAACGAGAAGAAGGCAACGAGAAGAAGGCAACGAGAAGAAGGCAACGAGAAGAAGGCAACGAGAAGAAGGCAACGAGAAGAAGGCAACGAGAAGAAGGCAACGAGAAGAAGGCAACGAGAAGAAGGCAACGAGAAGAAGGCAACGAGAAGAAGGCAACGAGAAGAAGGCAACGAGAAGAAGGCAACGAGAAGAAGGCAACGAGAAGAAGGCAACGAGAAGAAGGCAACGAGAAGAAGGCAACGAGAAGAAGGCAACGAGAAGAAGGCAACGAGAAGAAGGCAACGAGAAGAAGGCAACGAGAAGAAGGCAACGAGAAGAAGGCAACGAGAAGAAGGCAACGAGAAGAAGGCAACGAGAAGAAGGCAACGAGAAGAAGGCAACGAGAAGAAGGCAACGAGAAGAAGGCAACGAGAAGAAGGCAACGAGAAGAAGGCAACGAGAAGAAGGCAACGAGAAGAAGGCAACGAGAAGAAGGCAACGAGAAGAAGGCAACGAGAAGAAGGCAACGAGAAGAAGGCAACGAGAAGAAGGCAACGAGAAGAAGGCAACGAGAAGAAGGCAACGAGAAGAAGGCAACGAGAAGAAGGCAACGAGAAGAAGGCAACGAGAAGAAGGCAACGAGAAGAAGGCAACGAGAAGAAGGCAACGAGAAGAAGGCAACGAGAAGAAGGCAACGAGAAGAAGGCAACGAGAAGAAGGCAACGAGAAGAAGGCAACGAGAAGAAGGCAACGAGAAGAAGGCAACGAGAAGAAGGCAACGAGAAGAAGGCAACGAGAAGAAGGCAACGAGAAGAAGGCAACGAGAAGAAGGCAACGAGAAGAAGGCAACGAGAAGAAGGCAACGAGAAGAAGGCAACGAGAAGAAGGCAACGAGAAGAAGGCAACGAGAAGAAGGCAACGAGAAGAAGGCAACGAGAAGAAGGCAACGAGAAGAAGGCAACGAGAAGAAGGCAACGAGAAGAAGGCAACGAGAAGAAGGCAACGAGAAGAAGGCAACGAGAAGAAGGCAACGAGAAGAAGGCAACGAGAAGAAGGCAACGAGAAGAAGGCAACGAGAAGAAGGCAACGAGAAGAAGGCAACGAGAAGAAGGCAACGAGAAGAAGGCAACGAGAAGAAGGCAACGAGAAGAAGGCAACGAGAAGAAGGCAACGAGAAGAAGGCAACGAGAAGAAGGCAACGAGAAGAAGGCAACGAGAAGAAGGCAACGAGAAGAAGGCAACGAGAAGAAGGCAACGAGAAGAAGGCAACGAGAAGAAGGCAACGAGAAGAAGGCAACGAGAAGAAGGCAACGAGAAGAAGGCAACGAGAAGAAGGCAACGAGAAGAAGGCAACGAGAAGAAGGCAACGAGAAGAAGGCAACGAGAAGAAGGCAACGAGAAGAAGGCAACGAGAAGAAGGCAACGAGAAGAAGGCAACGAGAAGAAGGCAACGAGAAGAAGGCAACGAGAAGAAGGCAACGAGAAGAAGGCAACGAGAAGAAGGCAACGAGAAGAAGGCAACGAGAAGAAGGCAACGAGAAGAAGGCAACGAGAAGAAGGCAACGAGAAGAAGGCAACGAGAAGAAGGCAACGAGAAGAAGGCAACGAGAAGAAGGCAACGAGAAGAAGGCAACGAGAAGAAGGCAACGAGAAGAAGGCAACGAGAAGAAGGCAACGAGAAGAAGGCAACGAGAAGAAGGCAACGAGAAGAAGGCAACGAGAAGAAGGCAACGAGAAGAAGGCAACGAGAAGAAGGCAACGAGAAGAAGGCAACGAGAAGAAGGCAACGAGAAGAAGGCAACGAGAAGAAGGCAACGAGAAGAAGGCAACGAGAAGAAGGCAACGAGAAGAAGGCAACGAGAAGAAGGCAACGAGAAGAAGGCAACGAGAAGAAGGCAACGAGAAGAAGGCAACGAGAAGAAGGCAACGAGAAGAAGGCAACGAGAAGAAGGCAACGAGAAGAAGGCAACGAGAAGAAGGCAACGAGAAGAAGGCAACGAGAAGAAGGCAACGAGAAGAAGGCAACGAGAAGAAGGCAACGAGAAGAAGGCAACGAGAAGAAGGCAACGAGAAGAAGGCAACGAGAAGAAGGCAACGAGAAGAAGGCAACGAGAAGAAGGCAACGAGAAGAAGGCAACGAGAAGAAGGCAACGAGAAGAAGGCAACGAGAAGAAGGCAACGAGAAGAAGGCAACGAGAAGAAGGCAACGAGAAGAAGGCAACGAGAAGAAGGCAACGAGAAGAAGGCAACGAGAAGAAGGCAACGAGAAGAAGGCAACGAGAAGAAGGCAACGAGAAGAAGGCAACGAGAAGAAGGCAACGAGAAGAAGGCAACGAGAAGAAGGCAACGAGAAGAAGGCAACGAGAAGAAGGCAACGAGAAGAAGGCAACGAGAAGAAGGCAACGAGAAGAAGGCAACGAGAAGAAGGCAACGAGAAGAAGGCAACGAGAAGAAGGCAACGAGAAGAAGGCAACGAGAAGAAGGCAACGAGAAGAAGGCAACGAGAAGAAGGCAACGAGAAGAAGGCAACGAGAAGAAGGCAACGAGAAGAAGGCAACGAGAAGAAGGCAACGAGAAGAAGGCAACGAGAAGAAGGCAACGAGAAGAAGGCAACGAGAAGAAGGCAACGAGAAGAAGGCAACGAGAAGAAGGCAACGAGAAGAAGGCAACGAGAAGAAGGCAACGAGAAGAAGGCAACGAGAAGAAGGCAACGAGAAGAAGGCAACGAGAAGAAGGCAACGAGAAGAAGGCAACGAGAAGAAGGCAACGAGAAGAAGGCAACGAGAAGAAGGCAACGAGAAGAAGGCAACGAGAAGAAGGCAACGAGAAGAAGGCAACGAGAAGAAGGCAACGAGAAGAAGGCAACGAGAAGAAGGCAACGAGAAGAAGGCAACGAGAAGAAGGCAACGAGAAGAAGGCAACGAGAAGAAGGCAACGAGAAGAAGGCAACGAGAAGAAGGCAACGAGAAGAAGGCAACGAGAAGAAGGCAACGAGAAGAAGGCAACGAGAAGAAGGCAACGAGAAGAAGGCAACGAGAAGAAGGCAACGAGAAGAAGGCAACGAGAAGAAGGCAACGAGAAGAAGGCAACGAGAAGAAGGCAACGAGAAGAAGGCAACGAGAAGAAGGCAACGAGAAGAAGGCAACGAGAAGAAGGCAACGAGAAGAAGGCAACGAGAAGAAGGCAACGAGAAGAAGGCAACGAGAAGAAGGCAACGAGAAGAAGGCAACGAGAAGAAGGCAACGAGAAGAAGGCAACGAGAAGAAGGCAACGAGAAGAAGGCAACGAGAAGAAGGCAACGAGAAGAAGGCAACGAGAAGAAGGCAACGAGAAGAAGGCAACGAGAAGAAGGCAACGAGAAGAAGGCAACGAGAAGAAGGCAACGAGAAGAAGGCAACGAGAAGAAGGCAACGAGAAGAAGGCAACGAGAAGAAGGCAACGAGAAGAAGGCAACGAGAAGAAGGCAACGAGAAGAAGGCAACGAGAAGAAGGCAACGAGAAGAAGGCAACGAGAAGAAGGCAACGAGAAGAAGGCAACGAGAAGAAGGCAACGAGAAGAAGGCAACGAGAAGAAGGCAACGAGAAGAAGGCAACGAGAAGAAGGCAACGAGAAGAAGGCAACGAGAAGAAGGCAACGAGAAGAAGGCAACGAGAAGAAGGCAACGAGAAGAAGGCAACGAGAAGAAGGCAACGAGAAGAAGGCAACGAGAAGAAGGCAAGGGAAAGAGGCGUCCUACAGGAUGACACUUGGGCCAUUAAAAUAAAGAAAACUUUACUGAAACUGGUGGGCAGUGUUCAUCUGGCGGGAGAGAGUGGACAGAUUGCAAUGGCAGCCCCACGUGACUGGCCCCAGCAUCUUCCGCCAGCUGAGGCCACAGAACGUAAGGACGUCGUUCAGGACGAAUCUUUGGUCAAGAACUUUACUAUCAGAAUUCAACCGGUGGACACGGAUAGUCCACCGAAGCUGAGUAAGCCGCUGCCAGUGCCCAUGACCCCACGUGACACGCCCCCGCAACUGUCUCCAAUCGAGGGCGUAGGACUUCAGGCUGUGCAGUACGACGACGCUCGCUGCAGUACUGAAUCUGAAGCGAGCAACUCAGACAGCCUGCAACUCCCCUUGUCGAAGCGCUGGAAGUAUGAACUGCUACCGACCUCAGACAGUUCGCCCACCGCCAUCAGGGCCAAGCUAACGCGGAGCGCACAAGCCUAUGACGAUUCCAACGACGAUGACAGGUCUCUGCAGGAAGAAAACGAUUUCAGUGAAGAUGCAGAGGAUGCGUUAUGUCAGCAAGAUGGCCCAUAA